AUGUUGGAGCUUACUUCACGGCUCUUUUCUUCGUGUCAAUCAUCGUGGUUCCCUCCUCCUCCAUGGAUGAUUUGUGUUGGGCUGCUAGCUCUCCUGUUAGCGCUAAUCGAGUGACAGUUAACGAUGCCUAACUUUUCUCUGUUCUUUCCUUCCCCGGACGACGUACGCGUUCUAUAUAAAGCCAUCCCUGCAUUGCAGAUUUUGGCCAGGAAGAAGUAGCUGCUACUUGCACUGGGCCAAAACCAGUGGCUGCUGCACACAGCGCACACACCUAAUACUUGAAAGUUCUUUGUUGCAAACAACACUAUGUCCAUGUCGCGGCUCAUCCUCGCCGCUGUUCUCGUCGUGGCCACCACCGCUCCCCGCGCGCUCGCGGCGCGCGAGCUCGCCGCCGGGGAGGAUGACGCCGCCGCGAUGGCGCUGCGGCACGAGGCGUGGAUGGCGGAGCACGGGCGCGCGUACACGGACGAGGCGGAGAAGGCGAGGCGGCUGGAGAUAUUCCGGGCCAACGCGAGGAUGAUCGACGCGUUCAACGCCGCGGGGACGCACGGCCACCGGCUGGCCACGAACAGGUUCGCCGACCUCACCGACGAGGAGUUCCGCGCCGCCAGGACCGGGUACCGGCCGGCCGCCGGGAGCCGCGCCGGCCGGUUCAGGUACGAGAACGUCAGCCUGGCGGACGCGCCGCCGAGCGUGGACUGGCGGGCGAUGGGCGCCGUCACCGGCGUCAAGGACCAAGGAGAUUGUGGCUGUUGCUGGGCGUUCUCGUCGGUGGCGGCGGUGGAAGGGCUGAACAAGAUCCGGACGGGGCGGCUGGUGUCGCUGUCGGAGCAGGAGCUGGUGGACUGCGACGUCUACGGCGAGGACCAGGGCUGCGAGGGCGGCCUCAUGGACGACGCCUUCCAGUUCAUCGCGCGCCGCGGCGGCCUGGCCUCGGAGUCGGGCUACCCGUACGACGGCGAGGACGGGUCCUGCCGCUCGUCGGCCGCCGCCGCGGCGCGGGCCGCGUCCAUCCGGGGCCACGAGGAUGUCCCGCGCAACGACGAGGCGGCGCUCGCGGCGGCCGUGGCGCACCAGCCGGUGUCCGUGGCCAUCAACGGCGCGGACCCCGCGUUCCGGUUCUACGCCGGCGGCGGCGACUGCGGCACGGAGCUGAACCACGCCGUCACGGCCGUCGGGUACGGCACGGCCGGCGACGGCACCCGGUACUGGGUGAUGAAGAACUCGUGGGGCGCGUCGUGGGGCGAGGGCGGCUACGUCCGCCUCCGCCGCGGCGUCCGCGGCGAGGGCGUGUGCGGCCUCGCCAAGCUGCCGUCCUACCCCGUCUAGCUUGCUCGCCGGCUCGCCGCCGUCCUACCCCGCCGUGCUGCUCCGUCGGAUCCAAGCGAAGCACGGCUGGUGGCGUUCGUUGGUUCGGGUGCUCGUAGCACGAAGGCCGCGCACGGCACACGUCAGACGUGCAUGGCAGGUUCGACUAGUUUGCGAUUGCGUUAGUGUCCUAAAUUGCUCCAAUUAAGACGCGUGUGCGUGUGUGUCUAAGCUAUAGACUAUAGUAUAGUAUGGCAUGAUGUGUCAUGUGUGUAGAUGGUCGUUGUCACGACCCAGAACCAGAAGUGCAAUUGUGCAAGCCAUUACUACUCCUGCAGCAGUAGGAGCGGUCGGGGUUGUCCCUUACCUGGAGGCGGCACGUGUAUUGUACUACUGCGCAGAUUGGCUGUCAGACAGACCAGUUAAAUGUAUAGUACAUGAAUGCAUAUAAAACGGUGUAUAGUUUGAAGUAAUAUACUCUGUGACCA
This is a messenger RNA of Panicum virgatum (switchgrass), 1796 nucleotides long. Its product is annotated as senescence-specific cysteine protease SAG39-like. The transcript is spliced from 3 exons. Gene Ontology annotation, cellular component: lysosome. The record is from RefSeq and is a predicted model, not a curated record. The coding region runs from base 307 to 1329 and encodes 340 amino acids. Lineage: Eukaryota; Viridiplantae; Streptophyta; Magnoliopsida; Poales; Poaceae. Gene Ontology annotation, molecular function: cysteine-type endopeptidase activity.